AAAAAUAAGCUAAAACAUUAUAAGAGGUAUAUACACAAACACUGUGCAGGAAAGCGUUAAUUAAGCAGAAAUGUAAGGUAUCUGGCAACUUGAGAUAGUUUUCGUUUUGAGGAUAUGACUUAAACGCGGCCCUGAGAUUAGAAUUGUUCCGGUUUUGAGCUCUGACUGCGCUGAACUUUAUUGUGGAAGUGAACAGCAGGGCGUUUCCUCUGUGUAAACACAAUUCCCUCCUCCUGUUACUCACUACAGUGGGUCAGAUAUCAGACUACUGUGCCUGCUGGAGCUUCUGCUCUGUCUGUGAUGGUGGAUUUUCUGGAUGUCGGUACACGGGAGGACUGUCGUUAACUGGUUCAUCACACACACACACACACACACACACACACACUGUUAUUGGACCUGAGCUGCUGAUCUGUGACGUGUUAAAACCGUGAGAGCAUGUCCACCAUGGUGUUCUGCUGUGAAGAGAAGCUCGAGAGACUGACGCAGGAGCAGAUCAUCUCCAAAACCAAGAUGGUGAUCCAGGGCCUAGAGGCACUGAAGAGCGACCACAACGUUAUGCUGCACAGUCUGAUGGAGACCAUCAAGUGCUUGAACAAAGACGAGGAGGCUGGCCUGGUGCAUGAGAAAUCCUCGCUGCUGCACAAGUCUGUGGAGAUGAUCGAGCUAGGCCUGGAGGAGGCACAGGUGAUGACGGCUCUGGCUGUCCACCUGAGUGCAGUGGAAGCAGAGAAACAGAAGCUGCGAGCUCAGGUGCGUCGGCUUGAUCAGGAGAACAAGUGGCUGUGGGAGGAACUGAGCAAUGUGCAGCAGAAACUGCAGAAGUAUGAGCAGAGCUUAGUCCAGUUAGAGGAGGAGAAGAAGCACCUGGAGUUCAUGAACCAGCUCAAGAAGUACGACCCGGAAGUCUUGCUGGAGGACAUGGAAAAAGAGGAGACAUCAAAAGACGUUAUGGAUGAGUUGUUCCCCAAUGAUGAAGAAGCGAAUCAACCAGGAAGGCGAGUGAGCAGUGCGGCAGUGGCAGCGGCCCAGCAGGGGGGCUAUGAGGUCCCUGCCCGCCUCAAAACCCUCCAUAACCUGGUGAUACAGUACGCCAACCAAGGCCGCUAUGAAGUGGCAGUGCCACUCUGUAAACAGGCUCUAGAGGACCUGGAGAGGACUCUGGGCCAUGAUCACCCCGACGUAGCUACCAUGCUCAACAUCCUCGCUCUUGUAUACAGGGAGCAGAGUAAUUUUAAAGAAGCGUCCCGUCUCCUGUAUGAUGCUGUGACUAUCAGAGAGAGGACUCUGGGUGAGGAGCAUCCCUCGGUGGCUGCUACGCUGAAUAACCUUGCAGUGCUGCAUGGGAAGAUGGGGAAGUACAUAGAGGCUGAGCCGCUUUGUAAAAGAGCUCUGGAGCUGAGAGAGAAGGUCCUGGGCAGAGAUCACCCAGAUGUGGCCAAGCAGUUGAAUAACCUGGCACUGGUUUGUCAGAACCAGUGCAAGUAUGAUGAGGUGGAGUAUUACUACUGCAGAGCCCUCGAAAUAUAUGAGAAGAAUCUGGGUCAGGAGGAUCCCAAUGUUGCCAAAACAAAGAACAAUCUGGCCUCAUGCUAUCUGAAACAGGGUAAAUACAAGGAGGCUGAGAUCCUGUACAAAGAGAUUCUUACACAAGCUCACAAGAAGGAAUUUGGGACAGUAGAUGCUGAAAACAAGCCCAUCUGGAUUUAUGCUGAGGAGGGCAGAGGUAUUCAUAAUGCUGAAUUUAGAGGCUGCCAGGUGACCAGCCCUAUAAUAAACAGCGCCAUUCGGAGUCUUGGAGCUCUGUAUCGAUAUGAAGGCAAAAAUGAAGCGGCAGAAAUUAUGGAAGAGUACGCCAUGAGAACACACAAACCGGGAGCCACAGUAGAGCCUCUGAAGGAUGUGGGCCGGAGGAGAAGCGCUUCUCAAUACAGCGUUAAGUAUGAACCUGGAGCUGGUGGCAUUGUGGAAUGGAGUGGGGAUGGGGCUUUGAAAAGGGCUGGUUCUCUGGGUAAAAUGCGAGAGGUGCUGCGCAGGAGCAGCGAGAUGCUGGUGAAGAAACUGCAGGAAACUAUACUGCAAGAUUCCCCUAACCCUAACUUGAAGAGAGCGGCCUCACUGAAUUACCUGAACAGGACAGGAGAUGAUUAUAAGGCUUUUCAGGGUGGGAGAGCAGGAAGAAAGCUGAAAGACAGUCGAGCCCUGAGCUCCAGCACUGUGGAGCUGUUUGAUGGCACUGAAAAUUAGAACACACACACACACACACACACUCACACACACACUCACACACACACACUCACACGGUUAUAGUGGUGUUAUAGAUGUUGGUUGGUUUUUGUGUACUGUAAAGUUGAAAUCAUGAUUGAAUGUUAAAACCAGCAAUCACUGUUAUUAAUAAUUAAGCAAUGUACCUAUACAAUAUUUUUUAUAUGGAAUGUGUAAUGUGAUUUAUUUGAUGAAAACAGCUGUUAUUUUUGAUUCUCCGUUCACCAUUUGAAUGUUCACACCUCUCAGGGAAAUCUGACUCUCCCACAAAUAAGGCAGUGACGACUAAGCGCAGGUUAUGUACCUAAAACUGUAUUUUUUUUUCUUUGUUUAUUUAUUUGUUUUACUGCACAGUCAUGUGCACUUCAUAGCACAGUGUAACAUCUGGGUAUUUGUUCGUGAUUAUGAAUGCAAGCAUUUGCAAUAGCAUUGGGCUACACUCACAACGCAUAAUUACGUUCAACAGAAAGAGAAGUAAGGAAAAUUAUACCUAAAAAUAUGUGACAUUACAAAUCCAUCCAUCCAUUUUCUAUACCGCUUAUCCUACAGGGUGGCGGGGAACCUGGAGCCCAUCCCAGGGAGCAUGGGGCACAAGGCGGGGUACACCCUGGAUGGGGUGCCAAUCCAUCACAGGGCACAAUCACAUACCCAUUCACACACUCAUUCAUACACUACGGACACUUUAGCCAUGCCAAUCAGCCUACCAUGCAUGUCUUUGGAUGGGGGGAGGAAACCGGAGUACCCAGAGGAAACCCCCACAGCACAGAGAGAACAUGCAAACUACACACACACAGGGGCGUGGCAGGAAUCCAACCCCCAACCCUGGAGGUGUGAGGCAAACCUGCUAACCGCUAAGCCACUGUGCACCCAUGAUAUUACAAAUGUUAGAUGUAAUUUUCUUAUGUGAUUUUCAAGCAGAGUAAAUAAUUAAAUCUUUACAAUAUUUUGCAGUUACACAGUUUUCUAUUUGAUACAGUUUUCUAGUAUUUAUUUGCAGGUUUCAUUUAGGUAUUUUUUUCUGGGGGUGUUUUACUUCUGAUGUAUUACUGUUGAGUUCGGACUGAGAGGGAGGAUGAUAAAGGAGGGUCUUAAAUAUCUAUUAAUUUAUUGAAAUUUAAAUCACUACACCCACUACGAUCUAUAGCAUUUUCAAGAAUUGCCUAAAAAAUUAAUUGGCCAGCUAGACUGACUAACAUACCUUCUAAUGUAAAAAAUACUAAAUGUAACCUACAGUCAGAAAUUUUUCUUGUUAGUUCAGCUGCUCAUGAAGGCAGUAUGAAACC
Ictalurus furcatus (blue catfish) is the source of this 3545-nucleotide messenger RNA. Its product is annotated as kinesin light chain 1-like. Gene Ontology annotation, molecular function: kinesin binding. Gene Ontology annotation, biological process: microtubule-based movement. Gene Ontology annotation, cellular component: membrane-bounded organelle; cytoplasm; kinesin complex. The transcript has 16 exons. The record is from RefSeq and is a predicted model, not a curated record. NCBI's taxonomy places the organism in Eukaryota, Metazoa, Chordata, Actinopteri, Siluriformes, Ictaluridae. The coding region runs from base 436 to 2244 and encodes 602 amino acids.